GUAGACAGAUAUUAAAUACAUAUAAGUUAAAAGCAAACAGUAAUUCAAUCAGUACCUGAACAUACAGUACAAUGCAGAAUAGCUUGACCAGAAGGAAGUUAGCAUUACAGCAAUACUGCCAUCUUCUGGAGAGAAUUAGCAACGCAUGUGAACUUUAUUAAUGGUUCUGGGUUAAAAAAAGAAAGGGAUAAGAACAAAAACAAACCCAUUUGCCUUCAACAAAAAUAAAUAAAGCAAAACAAUACGUUGACAACACCAAGGGCGAUAAUAAAAUAAAUUUGGAACAAGCAAAACAAUUUUCCAAUUUGGACAAACACAAAUAAAUUACCUUUGGAAAAAACUGGAUUUGUUUCUCAGUUAUGAAGCUAAUCUAGAUGAGUCAUGUUAAUGAGUUACGCAAUGAAUAUGUGAUUCAUUCAGAACUGAACAAUCACCAGAAGGACUUCUUUUUUAAAAAAAAUGCUGUUUUUAUUAUUAAUUUUGUAAAUUUAAUGGACAUUAGAAAAAAUAAUACAAUUAACAUUUUAGCUACAUGUCUGUCUAUAAAUAACUUAUCUUUUCCUACACAUCUGCCUAUAGGAUGAUCACUAUAACUCUGCUUGCCAGGUGUUUGCUUGUUUAAUCUGACCUUUAUUGAAAAAAAGAACUAUUGAUAAAAGAAAGUCCGAAGAGGACACAGCAAACAUGCAGACAAAGAGGCUCUGGUUAGAUGAGAUACAGCUGAAUGUUUUGGCCUUGAUGCAGAAUAUUUUACAUGGAGGAAACACACACAUUGCCCAUCACCCUGAACGCACCAUUGUCUGUGAAACAUAGGGAUGGCAGCAUCUUGAUGUGGGUUGUCUUUUUUCAGGAAGAACAGGCAAUCUGUUCAAAAUUGUUGGAAGGCUGGAUGGAAGUAGAAAAAGGAACAUUAUGAAAAAACAAAACCUGUUGGAAGUUGCAAAGUGUUUGAGUUUGAGCUGGAGGUUCACUGCAGCAGGAUGACAACCCUUAACAUAAAGUCAGAGCUUUAACGAAAUAUUUAAACUCCAUAUUUCAGCUCAAAUUUUUAUACAAGUACCAAUAAAGCAAACGUUAAGGUCUCCAAGCAGCACUAUCUUAAAUAAACGUCUUUAUUGAAAAGUGCAAACGGAUAGAAAUACUUUAUUAUUGUGUACAGUCCAACUGGCUAGCUGCAGUCUGGUCAGUGAAGACAUCAAUAAGCAAAUACAACUGGAUAACAGCAAACUUUAGCUUGAAGUCAACAGAAGUAUCCCAGCACAUAGCGCACUGGAAUUGAUACAAAAUCUUUCUUCUGAGAAUCCAAGAAGUCAAAACUCUCUGAGGUACUUUCCACAGCUUGAGAGCCAUAUGGUCCAGUCAAAGUCCAGACUUCAAUUCUGUGGCAGAGCUUUCUGUUCCAAUUUAACCUAUUCUAAACUUGAUUACAUAAAAAAAAUAAUAAACAUAAUGACAAAGUCGUCAUUUUUUAUCUUUAUCGAACACACUUGUCGGGAGCAAUUGAUGCAGCAUGGCGAAGUUGGCCAUAAGGCGGAACAUCGUGAGGAAGAUCAUGCUUCCUGCCUGACUGCUCCUUUAACUCAGAGACCACCUGCUCCUCUGGCGUCAGCAGCGCCCACGGGCGGCACGAUGGCUGCACGAUCGAUCCGGCAGUGAAAUGUUGCAAUGGGACAUCUUCUCAUAACAACGCUGGCAUGCGCCGGAUAAAAGGCACGGGAACGACUCCUUUUUUACCCUCAAACCUCUUGUAUCAGGUUUUGCCAGAAACAUCACUUGGUAAACUGUUCAGAGUGACAGCAUCCAGCCAGCUAUGUUCUUCUUCCCCUGGGUUGAUUGUGCCUGAUGAAAGCUGCCAUGGCUUUUUGUAACGAAAGCCUGCUGGACGAUUGUGACCUCUUGGAGCCAGAUGUGGAGCAACCAGCAGAAACUCUUCCGCCGGAAGUGUCGCCUCCUCUCAUAUCGGUCCCUCUCCGGGUGACACUGGCGGCCAUUAUGAUCUUCAUGAUAACCAUUGGUUUCCUCGGCAACGCAAUCGUUUGUCUGAUCGUCUACCAGAAGCCCGCCAUGCGCUCAGCUAUCAAUCUCCUGCUGGCCACAUUGGCUUUCUCUGACAUAAUGCUCUCGCUGCUCUGCAUGCCCUUCACCGCUGUCACCGUGGCUACCGCCGACUGGAGCUUCGGGAGCGGCUUCUGCCGGGCCUCCAUCAUGCUGUACUGGCUGUUUGUUCUGGAAGGGGUGUCCAUUCUCCUCAUCAUCAGCGUGGACCGAUUUCUCAUCAUUGUGCAACGGCAGGACAAGCUGACCCCACAUAGGGCCAAAGUGCUGAUAGCAGGUUCCUGGGUGCUGAGCCUGUGCGUGUCGCUGCCAUCCGUGGUUGGGUGGAGGACAGGUGCAGCAGGGAUCGGGGGCACCUGGGCACCGCAGUGCGUGCUGGGAUACAGCGAGUCAAUGGCAGACCGGGGGUACACGGUGCUCUUGGCUGUGGCCGUGUUCUUUGUACCUUUUGCUGUCAUGCUGUACUCGUACAUGUGUAUCCUAAACACGGUGCGCCGCAACACCCUGCGCAUACACAACCACGCCAGCGAGCGUUCCUGUCUGCCCGCCCUCAACCAGGUCAGCAAGAUGAGGCUCACCGGGCUGCAGCGGCCGCCUCACAUCAAGGUGGACAUGAGCUUCAAGACCCGAGCUUUCACCACCAUCCUCAUCCUCUUCGUGGGUUUCUCCGUGUGUUGGCUGCCCCACACCGUGGUCAGCCUGUUGGCCGUGUUCAGCCGGCAGUUCUAUUACAGCCCCAUCUUCUACCCGGUGAGCAUCGGCGCUCUGUGGCUCAGCUACCUGAAGACGGUGUUCAACCCCGUCAUCUACUGCUGGAGGAUCCGCAAGUUCAGGGAGGCCUGUCAGGAGUUCAUCCCCAAAAGCUGCAGGCUGUGUCCCCGAAUGCCAGGCAGGAGCCACAGGAGAGUGAGGCCCAGCAACAUUUAUGUGUGCAGCGAGACUCAGUCUGCUGUGUGAAACAGCAACUGACCCUUCUGCUAGAUGUUUUCUUGUUUUAAAUGCUGCCCAACAGGAAGUAUGUUUAAAAGCAAUAUACCACAAAACAUAGAUUCAAUAAUGAACACUCCAUCUAAACAUAAUCUCUUGAACUUUUUCACAUUGUUUUGUUUGCAACCAUAAACUCAUGUGCAUACUCCAACACAAAGUAGCACAUACAUCAGAGGAUGACAUUUGUUCCCAUCAUUUUAUGUAAGCUAACUUUAAGCAAUGUUUCAUACCUGGAGAAGGUGUGUAAACAUUUAUUCUGAAGUCUCGAUGCAUAUUUUCAGGUAGAGAUAGAUCUGCACUUUGACUGGGCCAUUCUAAGAUUUUUACUUUUUUGUUCUAAACCGUGCGUACUUAACACACUCAGAAAUAUAGUUAAAGCAAUUCAGAAUAUACAAUGUUUAAGCAAAUGUCUGAUAAAUAUAUACAGUUUCUCCAACAGGAUCAUUAAUGUGAUUCAGGUGUAAGAAAACAUGGAUGCAUCUCAAAGCUGCAGGACGGAAGAUCUAGAGGAGUGGAAUAGGACACCCCUGAUCUAAACCAUUCUAUUGUAGUUCUGUCUGUAUGUUUAGGGUUGCUGUCCUGCUGGAAGGAAAAGCUUCACAGCCUCCGGUUUUCUUCCACGAUAGUCCUUUAUUUAACUCCAUCACUGUUCCAAUCAACUCCGACCAGAUUAGUUCUCCCUGCUGAAGAAAAACCUUUCCACAACAGAAUGCUGCCACUACCAUGGUUUAACAAUGGGGUGGAAGUGAAUAGAAUGUAAAACACCUUCCUAUGUCUUGAUAAGCUUGAUGUUGUACUACACUCCAUUUGCUUUAAGAUGAUGGAUUAUGUAGUGCUCAGUGAGAUGCUGAAAGCUUGGGGUAAUUUUGUAUAGCCUAUCCCACCCCAUUUAUUCACUUUUCAUUUUAUCUUGAAAACUAUGUAUCAUUUUUCUUACAUUACACAAUUAUGUGCUACUUUGUGUUGUCCUAACACAUAAAAUCUUAAUAAAACACGUAAAAGUUCUGGGUUGUAACAAUGGUGUGAACAGUCUUAUAUGGCACUGAGCCAGUGUGUCCUUUCUGUGCACAAAAAUGUAAAAAAUGAAAUAGAAGAAACACAUCAUAUCUUCUGAAAACAUCAUGUGCAGUAUAUUGUCUACUGUUUGUUUCCAUAAGUAAAUAUAUGCUUAGUUUGCAGAUUAUUACAGAAGUUCCACCUGUUUUACAUCUUCCCUUGUGAGCUACUGGUUUGACCUGUCUGCUGCACGCUGUAACCUGUUGUCCUGAAACAAAUCAUUGGGGGGGGGGAAAUACUGUUGUUGUCAAAUGUGUAAAAGUGAAGGGGUUACAGACAAAUCAGGCAGUAUAAAUGUUCAGCAAGCUAUUAAAAAAAAAA
Messenger RNA from Xiphophorus hellerii (green swordtail), 4419 nucleotides. RefSeq names its product G protein-coupled receptor 45 (gene gpr45). Bases 1843 to 3012 code for a protein of 389 amino acids. Gene Ontology annotation, biological process: G protein-coupled receptor signaling pathway. NCBI's taxonomy places the organism in Eukaryota, Metazoa, Chordata, Actinopteri, Cyprinodontiformes, Poeciliidae. The record is from RefSeq and is a predicted model, not a curated record. Gene Ontology annotation, cellular component: membrane. Gene Ontology annotation, molecular function: G protein-coupled receptor activity. The transcript has 2 exons.